Molecule: messenger RNA, 2112 nt
Organism: Striga asiatica
Lineage: Eukaryota; Viridiplantae; Streptophyta; Magnoliopsida; Lamiales; Orobanchaceae
Source: the annotation of a GenBank genome assembly
GCCCUUUCUGGCUACUGUGUACCUUUUAUUACUGCAGUAACUUACCUGGUAUUUUGCAUUUGAAAUGCACUUGUAGAUUUUGGGUUGAGCCGUUGAUUAUAUUGUGGUUUAUCCUGUUGGUUAGAUUUAAUUUCCUGAUGUUUUGUUGAUGGAGAUUGAGUCUCAUGAAGAUGUCAGAUUGUCAUUUCCCAGCAAUUAAUAGUCUUCUGUGCUUUUGACUGCUUCAAAUUUGCACUUGAAACUUGAAAUUCUGAACUUGUCAAGAAAGUAGGAGCUUAGUAGCGAUGCAAGAGGACGUUAAGUUAGUGAAGAUGCUUUCUGUAUUCUAUUUCAAGUUUCAGGAUUACCGAAUAAAUAGGCAAAGCGUCAGAUGUGGUCGAGUAGUGAUUGGAUUUGUUCCACGCUAUCUUAAAUAUCAAUUUUAUACAAGAAGGCAAAGGAUGUAAUUGAGCUUAAUCCUCCGUUUUUGAAUUGGGCCACUUGCUAGGGUUCAAUUUUAUUUUAAAAGAUGCAAAGUCUUAUCCUCACCCACCUCUAUCAUACUUUAAAGCGAGUCGAUUUCAUCGAUCCCUAUACCUUUGGCUGCAGCCCGCCGUUUCCUAUCCGAAAGAAAUUGAAAACGAAAGAAGAACGUAGCCGGGAUGCCUUCAACGAUUACAGUUUGUUUGCAGAUUUGCCACUCUUUUUUCAAAUGUUUUGCUAGCCUAGUGAAAGGCCUGAGUAAUAAAUUCGACUCAUUGACAUGGUUCUCCCUUGAUUUAAACAAAUUUUGAAAAAACCAUGCCUGAAGUGGAAGCUGAAAAAAUUCGUCUCAAGAUCCCCAAGAGCAAGUCCAGGCCUGGAGAAAGCUGCAAUCAAUAGGAUUUUCUUAAAGGAGAUCGUCUAUAAUUUCACAUGUGACGGUUGAUUUCUUGGUUAUGUCCAGAUCCUGAACUAGUGAAUCGAAAGUUUGAGCUCUCGCUCGAAUCUUCACCUUUAAGCGUUUGUAGGCUUUCGACUCAACCUAAUAGCCGGGCGCCAAUAAAAGAGAGAGUAUGAGCUCAUCAUCUGAUGCAGAUGCGGCUAGUCUGAGCACCUGAACACUUUAGCUCUCAUUCGUUAGAACAAGUCCUGAUGAUAUAGUUGUUAAAUGAAUGUUGGACUUGAUUUUAUGGAUGUUCUCCCUAUUGGUUUAGUAAAUGUGACCUAAUAGUGGGAAAAUUUUGUUACCUUUCCUUUAACAGACAAUGGCAGCUUCAGGAGACUCAUGGGUGAGAGAAUACAAUGUUGCAAUCAAACUUGCUGAUGACGUAACCAACAUGAUCUCUGAAAGGAACUCAUUGCCAGCUUCCGGGCCAGAAGCUCAGCGGCAUGCAUCCGCCAUACGGAGGAAAAUCACCAUACUUGGAACCAGACUGGACAACCUACAGUCUCUUUUGUCAAAGCUUCCUGUCAAGCAAUCUUUGUCCGAGAAAGAAAUGAAUCGUCGUAGGGACAUGGUUGCUUGUUUGAGAUCAAAAGUAAACCAGAUGGCUUCUACUUUGAACAUGUCAAAUUCUGCGAAUAGAGACAGCUUAUUUGGCCCUGAGAUAAAGCCUGUUGAUGCAAUGAGCAGAAUAAGUGGCCUUGAUAAUGAUGGUGUUGUUGGUCUUCAACGACAAUUGUUUCUUUUCUGUCUAUAUGUUAUAAUCCCUGCAGAACAAGAUGAGGAUCUUGAGAAAUUGGAGGAGACAGUGAUCAGCACCAAACACAUUGCACUGGCGGAUAAUCUGGAUGAACAUGUUGAUGUUACAGAAUCCAGGUUACAGCAAGUACAAAGGAGGCUUGUGAGAUUAAACAAGAGGACUAAGGGUGGCUGCUCCUGCUUGAACCUCCUACUAUCUGUCGUAGGGAUUGUGGUUUUGAUUGCAGUCAUAUACUUGUUGGUCAAAUAUUUGUAAUUCUAGCUUUCUCACGUGCUUUGUGUUUGUAAAAAGAAGAGCGCGCCUAACAAAGAUUGGUACCACUAUGUAUUUGCCUUCACAGACACGGUUAAGUUUCCAAAAUGCUGGUCAUGUGUAUAAUAACAUGUUUGGUUUUGCAUAAAUUUAUGCUGUUGUGAAUCUUGUUUGAAAGCUUUCCUGCAAUGAAAAG